This is a messenger RNA of Microcebus murinus (gray mouse lemur), 1731 nucleotides long. RefSeq names its product mitochondrial ribosomal protein L32 (gene MRPL32). The record is from RefSeq and is a predicted model, not a curated record. Gene Ontology annotation, molecular function: structural constituent of ribosome. Gene Ontology annotation, cellular component: mitochondrial large ribosomal subunit. Gene Ontology annotation, biological process: translation. NCBI's taxonomy places the organism in Eukaryota, Metazoa, Chordata, Mammalia, Primates, Cheirogaleidae.
UCCGCCCUUCUCCUUUACUUUUCUCUUUCUCUCUCUGAUUGGACAAAAGUCAGAGCCGCUCCAGGAGCAUGCUGGGUGUUGUAGUUUCAGGAGAAAAGUUUGCCCGACUCUGAGUAUGUGCGCAUGCUCGAAAUUGGGGCGGGAUCCCACAGGCCGGAGGUUCGAGAGCUGUGGGGUCGUUUUCCGGCGAGGAAAAUGGCGUUGGCCAUGCUGGUGCUGGUGGUUCCGCCAUGGCCGGCAGCCCGGGGACUCUUCCGAAACUGUUGGGAGCAACUACAGCGGAAGCUUCAGCAGAGCCGGCCAGGAUUUCCCAGUCCUCCGUGGGGACCAGCAUUAGCAGUCCAGGGUCCAGUCGUAUUUACAGAGCCAGCAAAUGAUGCAAGUGGAAGUAAGGAGACUUCCAGCCUUUUGGAUAGUAUCUUUUGGAUGGCAGCUCCCAAAAACAGACGCACCAUUGAAGUUAACCGUUGUAGGAGAAGAAACCCUCGGAAACUUAUUAAAGUUAAGAACAAUAUAGACACGUGUCCUGAAUGUGGUCACCUGAAACUCAAACACAUCCUUUGUGGCUAUUGCUAUGCGAAGGUGCGCAAGGAGACAGCAGAAAUCCGACAACAGAUAAAGAAACAAGAAGGGGGCCCUUUUAAGGCUCCCACCGUAGAGACUGUGGUGCUGUACACGGGAGAGACGCCAUCUGAACAAGAUCAGGGCAAGAGGAUCAUUGAACGAGCCAGGAAGCGACCAUCCUGGUUCACCCAGAAUUGACACCAAAGAUGUUAAAAGAGGCUAACUUUACAGUAAAACAUUUUUCCUAAAAGAGAGGAAGAUUGUUUGUUUUUAUGUUGUUGUGUUUGUUUUUAAAUCAUCAAUAUAGUUUAAAACAUUCUUUAUAAGCAGUUUUAUGUGGGAUAAUUUAAAGAGUAUAUUGUGAGUAAAUUCUGAAAAUGUCUGUUUAUGCAAAGGCUCAAUGGAUUAAUAUAUCUGUUUAUUACAUAUAAAAUUUUAAGUACACAUAGAGUUCCAGGAGGAAAAAAAAGAAAAAAUUUAAAAUUCAUAAUAAGAAUCAUGUGCUUUGGUUUUGUUUAUUAGGUUUUUUAGACAUCACUUAACACAAAUACUUUCAUUAAGUAACACAUGGAAAUAGGCUAUUUGAAUUUUUGGUAUUGUUUUUUAAGGUGGUGGUUGUGACAGUAAGGAAAGGUUUUGUUCUUGUUUUUUGUUUCAGCUAAUUAAAAUUGCCUUUGGAAGAAUUCAUUUUAUCUGGAACACAUUAUGCUAAUCUACUUAUGGUAAUAGUUCUUUACACUUUAUCUUAAAAUCACAUUUGGAAUAUAUUAGAUAGCUUAUGUUUUGGGAGAGAUUUUUAGUGAGGAGAUCUGAGCAAAUCUCAUAGUAUACCAAAAUGUGCUAAGGAUGUUGUCUUUGUAUUUUCCUUCUAGCAUGUCCUUUUAGUAUAUUUAUUUUACACUGUAUCUUUUUUAUCGCUUUGUAGCAAUAGCCUUAAUUUUCUGCAGUUCAUUUCUUAUUUUCUUCUACAUCUCCCGUGCUUGUGUAUACCUUGAGCUCAAGGUUUGCUAUUUUGUUUCCUUCCUCAUGCAAAAUUUUAAAAAGGUGAGAUAGCUAAUUAAAACACAGAUAAGCAAGUAAUAGAGUUAAAGGGGAAAAUCAGUAGACAAGAUAAGGUAAAGCCCAGAGAUGUAUGUGCAAUAAAAAUGUAUACUAUAAUAACCUGAA